This is a messenger RNA of Phialemonium atrogriseum, 1296 nucleotides long. Its product is annotated as 60S ribosomal protein L5. Gene Ontology annotation, molecular function: structural constituent of ribosome; 5S rRNA binding. The record is from RefSeq and is a predicted model, not a curated record. Bases 58 to 963 code for a protein of 301 amino acids. The transcript is spliced from 3 exons. Gene Ontology annotation, cellular component: cytosolic large ribosomal subunit; ribosome. Gene Ontology annotation, biological process: translation; ribosomal large subunit assembly. NCBI's taxonomy places the organism in Eukaryota, Fungi, Ascomycota, Sordariomycetes, Cephalothecales, Cephalothecaceae.
CAACACAACGCCAACUCGACCCUUGCUGAGUAGAAUCGCCCAGCAACAACCGUCAAGAUGCCGUUCCACAAGUUGGUGAAGAACAGCGCGUACUACAGUCGCUUCCAGACCAAGUACAAGCGCAGAAGGUCUGGCAAGACCGACUACUAUGCCCGCAAGAGGCUCAUCACCCAGGCCAAGAACAAGUACGGCGCUCCCAAGUACAGACUGGUCGUCCGCUUCACCAACCGCGACAUCAUCACCCAGAUCGUGACCUCUGAGAUCGGCGGCGACAAGGUCUUCUCCUCCGCCUACUCUCACGAGCUGCCAGCCUACGGCAUCGAGCACGGACUUACCAACUGGUCUGCCGCUUAUGCCACCGGUCUGCUCCUUGCCCGCCGUACCCUCAAGAAGCUCGGCCUCGACGAGGAUUUCGCCGGUGUCGAGGAGGCCGAUGGCGAGUUCUCCCUGACCGAGGCUGCCGAGACUGAUGAUGGCGAGCGCCGCCCCUUCAAGGCGUUCCUCGACGUUGGUCUUCACCGGACCUCGACUGGUGCGCGCAUCUUCGCCGCCAUGAAGGGUGCUUCCGACGGUGGUAUCCUCGUUCCCCACUCGGAGAACCGAUUCCCCGGCUUCGACAUUGAGUCCAAGGAGCUGGACGCCGAUACCCUCAAGAAGUACAUCUUCGGCGGCCACGUUGCCGAGUACAUGGAGUACCUCGCCGACGACGACGAGGAGCGCUACAACAGCCAGUUCCAGAAGUACGUCGAGGACGACAUCGAGGCUGACGGUCUCGAGGACCUGUUUGCCGAGGCCCACAAGGCCAUCCGCGAGGAUCCCUUCAAGAAGCACGAGAGCGAUGCCCCCAAGAAGACCAAGGAGGAGUGGAAGAAGGAGUCCCUGAAGUACCGGACCAAGAAGCUCACUUACGCCGAGCGCCAGGAGAGGAUCCAGGCCAGGAUUGCCGAGUUCCGGGAGGAGUAAGGUACCUGUUACGGUGGAAGGAAUGUUCACACGGCUGGUUUCUCGUUAGGAGUUCUCAUGCAUAUCAGGGCACGGUCAAAAUGAAUGAAUGGGGUUACUCAAAAGCCAAUCCUUGUGACUUAUGCGAAUGCAAAGUGUUCAGGGUCCUUUUUGUGUGGCGCCAAGAACCGCGAUAUGUGGAUCAAUGUCGUCAUCGCUGGACAAUCUUCCCACAUCUUCCCACAGACGCCUCACGCCACAUACAUAGAGCACUUGUCACGUUGCCCAAUAGUUCCUCACCCCAACCCUAGCAUGUGCCGACCUCCUAUUACACUGCCAGUACUCGUACGGACG